This is a messenger RNA of Strongylocentrotus purpuratus (purple sea urchin), 5743 nucleotides long. RefSeq lists its product as uncharacterized. The record is from RefSeq and is a predicted model, not a curated record. Bases 3666 to 4244 code for a protein of 192 amino acids. The transcript is spliced from 6 exons. NCBI's taxonomy places the organism in Eukaryota, Metazoa, Echinodermata, Echinoidea, Camarodonta, Strongylocentrotidae.
GUUCUUGAUGUGGAAUUUAUGAAAAGUCUAAAAUACUGUAAUAUUUGCUUUUGAAUAUAUUUCACUUUAAGGCUACAAAUGGCUCUCCAUAAUGUUUAAGUGCAACUUAGAGAUAACUACGACUUUGGAUCUUUGUCAAACAUCCCCCUGGUGUACUUUUAAUAUCUAAAUUGUAAAUAUGAACACCCUAUGCUUGUUUAUUAAUGGGAUAUUCUAGCUAAAAGACCCCUUUUGUUUACUGUCACAGUCUGCGGACAAAAACAAAUGAAGAAAUUACCCAUUUGUUUUGUAUGAUCGUGAAGAGUUACAUUUACAUAUUUUGAUGGUGAAUAUACACCUUGGGUAAUUCACAUUUAUUGGUAUAUGUUGAUAAUGAUGAAUUUGAUUUAUGUACAGAGAAAGGUCAGAAAGGAAGUUGUGUAAAUUUGCUGAUUCAAAUGCUCAAUGUUUGUUUAGUGUACUCUAAUUUUAUUCACCAUGACAACAAAAACAAAAAAAACUUGUCAUCAGGAAUUUAUGUUUUUCUUGGUACUGAAUCUUGUCUUUCAAACAAAAUUUUUGUUUUCUCUUAUUUGCAUACAGGGUAAGCUUGAAUAUAGCAUUGGAAAACUUUGUCUAAUAUGUAACUUGUGAAUAUCAAAAAUUAUAUGGUGGUUUUUCAGUUAAAUAAAUAUUAUCAUUCAGAUCCUCUUUACUUAUAUGAAUUAGAACAUUUCUCUUUCAAAAAAAAUACUGGUACUCAAAAUUUCAUUUUGUAAUCUGCUCUUUGGUAAUAAUUUUAGUGCAAAACUUACAGUUAUUGGCACAAAGAAAAUAUGUGACUCCUUAUGUGAUUUGAAAUGGAACUUGCGUUGAUAAUUGAGGCACAUGCUGAAAAUUGAACCUUUAAAUUUCAAGUGAUGUUCUCUUCGGCUUUAUCACAGUAGUAAGGCUGGCAAUAUGCUUAAAUGAGAGGAUUGUUUGAUGAGAGUAGAAGAAGCCAGUGCACUUGCAAAAAAUCUAUUUAUUAACAUAUAUAUGCUCCAUCACUGCCUUUUUAAUAUAUAUAUAUGUACUUAUAUUGUCUUUCUUCAAAACAGUCAAGGAUAUCAACAUUUGUUGGAUACCCCUGAAUAUGAGGAAUAAACUCUGUUUGGGCUUUUUAAGUGUAUGAGCAUUGAAGAUCAGGUGACAUUAAAUGUACUUCUAUUCGUGCUUACCUUUUCAAUUUUUUGUUUUAUUGCUGCUAUUGCUGUUGAUGUAUUCAGGCUGUGAAUGGUUUAUGCUUUUCCCACAAGCUACGUUUACAUGAGAGAAUAUAUACUCUAUACAAAAGUUAUAUAAUCAGGCUGAUCUUUGUAGCAUACAAGUUCAUGUACAGAGUAAGAAUUAUAUAUCUUGUUAGAGAUGAGACAGUACUCUUUGUUAUUGCAUUGUUUUGUAUCGCUAAAUAACCUUGAAUUUGCUGAAUUUACAAAUAAUUCUUGCAAUUAUCUGUUUUUAAAGUCUGUCAAUAACUUUGACUCUUUAAGCCUGUAUGAACUAGUUUGGAGAGGAUGGAUUAGACCUCCCUGCAUGGUCACUGACAGGUGGUUAUCUUAUCAAAUCAGCUCUCACUUAACAAUAGAAAAAGGACAUCAUGGGGACCAACUUGUACCGAUUAGACAUUAUUUGCUAUAUAGAGGGCGCAAGUAGCUACAAGUAGUGCAGUCCCGCUUUAAAGGUUGUUCAUAGUCAUUUUAAUGCUCCUGUUUCUAUCUCUAUCCUCUCUCCAUUUAUACUUCCUUCUCUUGUCUUCCAAUUAUCUCUCUUUCAUUUUCUCUCAAUUUACUUUUCUUGUUAUGUAACUCUCUGUUUUACUUCUUUUGUAUCUCUUUAUCUUCCAUUCUUUAAUUUUGUCCGUGACUGCUGUUUUACUUAAUGUGCAAUACUUACAUUGUUAUUUGAUUUAAAAGAGUUAUAUACAUGUACAUGUAACUCAAAAUAUAAAUCCAUAACAUUUCCAUGAGCUUAUAUUAUGCAACAUACAUUUUAUGGUUGAGCAAUUAAACAAAAUGAAUUUAUCAAUGACUGUUUAGUUUUGAUUGAAAGUAUUGCAGAAUGCAAUGUUUAAAAUGUGGUUUUUACAUGGAUAUGCAAUUAUUUAUUAGCCACUAUUUGGAAAAAGAUUGUAUUUAAAGAAAGAUGAAUGCUACAUUUACUUUUCUUGUACUAUGGCAAUCGAAACCUUUGAGUAAUAUUUAACAGAAAGUUAUGUUAUGACAUUUGUCAACUGAUAUACACUGUAUUGAUAUAAAUAAUAUGACUGAUAUGUUUUAACUAUGUACUAAUUUGGUAGUGGUAAUAAAAAAAAAGGGAAAGAAAAUAUUAACUGUGUAUAUGCCACACAAAAUUGAUUACAUCACCGUGCUACACUGCAUUUAUUAUGGGAUAUAUAUACCAAAGACUGCAAGAUUAUUUAACUGUUUCCAGAGCAAGUUUAAUCUAUUCCAGUGUUAAAAAGGUUGUCACUCCGCUAAUCACGACCAGAAACGAUUAUUUCUGCAAAGCCAUUGUGCUGCAAAAGGCAAUCCUUACAUCAAUUCAGGGGCGGAUCUAUAAGGGGGGGGGGGGUAUCUAUUUAGAAAGCAUUGAUUAUUAUGUUUUGAUGGGUAUUAAUACUUGUGUAUGAGGAGUCUGGUAAACCAUUCGCUAUUAAUUGUUCAGAAUGUCAAGCUUUUUGGUGACAUUUGGUACCUUUUAAAAGGUGCUUAUCCUUUUAUGAAAAGGAACCAGGUUUAGGGGCUCUAAAGUGGGUUUCAGAAAGAGUGAUAAGAAAGAAAUGAAUGUAAAAAAUAAUGAUCAUGAGAUUAAAAGCGCUAUUAAAAGAUAAAUUUGGUAAGCAUUUGUGUUGUCUACACCUGUAAAAAGGCUGAAAGAGAAAAUAUAAAAGAGAAGAAAGAACAAAAUCUGUGAGAAUGACAGACGUGUUUGUGGUUGAAUAGAUCAGCCGCCGUGAAUGAAUUUAGUGAUGUAUGUCUGUAAUUCCGGAGUGAACUCUCUAUGCACUUUAACACCGGACCUUCUUCAAUUUCAGUAAAGCAACAAAGUAGCGCAGAAAGAGCCCAUUUUUCAUACAGAUGAGACCCCGGUCCACCCCAAUAAAGUUUAUAACGCCCCCCCCCCCUUUUUGUGGGCUGUUUUAAUUCUUUUUACACAAACUUGUGUCCCAUGUGGACAAAAAUCAUUGAUCUGCCACCUUAAUUAACAACACAUGGCAUUGGUCUGUGUAUGUGUGUACUUGGGGAGGGGGAGGGGGUGUUCAGGGGCACAACAGGCCCGAAUCCCUCUAAAUAGCAUAUCUUCUACAUGUGUAUCUUACUUAUUAUAUUCAUUUUAUUCGUUUAUUUUUACCUCGGAGAUUUCUUGAACACCACAACCCCACCCCACACCCGCUCCUUUACAAAACCCUUGAUCAACCAAUGACGAGUCAUUGUCAAGAGAGUUAGCCUACCGAAUCGGUAAAGAAUAAACAUUUCCUUCACCUGAUUAUACCAUGGACCUAGGUCCAUGAUCAUACCAACGCUUGCUAGUAUGCCUGUGUCUCUGUUCUCGUGGGCACUCCAUUAACGUGACAGUUAAAAUUGAGAUUUGAAGCAGAUCUUUUCUAUAAUCACCCGUGAGACGCUGUCCAUUUGACGUCAAGGAUGUCUGACCUUGAAGGUCCAGACCCGCAGUCAAUUCCACCCAAUGGCGGUCAACCCAGCCAGAGUUUGGAGGCCAAGUUCCCCAAUUUCAAAGGCAGUGGGAACACCGACUUACCAAAGUUGCCGAAGAUGCUCGGCGAACCAGCGGAGGCCAUCAAGGUUUUCGCUGAGUAUACGAGACUGAUGAGAUCAGCCGAGACUCAGAAGAUGUUCGACGAGAAGUUGGAUUUCAACGAUCCCAAUGUUCUGGUUGAAAUGCGGAAAGUAUGGCUUCAUUCGACCUUUCAAGCCCUGGAACUCUUCGGCCUAGAUCACCUCAAACCUAAGUUUGGACCGGGAAAGAUUCCUUAUCUUCUACCUCUUAUGUUCACUGCAUACGGUGAUUGUCCAGAGAUCUUAAGCCUGGCUUCGUUCAUUCAUAGCCCAGCCCUCAACAUCCCUCCACAGAGGUUCGUCGACGUGGGCGAUGUCGUGCCCGACCUCCAUCUCGUAUCUCUGUCAGGAAGAACCAUCAGCCUCGCCGAUCUCCAUAUCAACAAGGACCGUCCCCUGAUGAUCCUCGCAUCGUCAGGCUCCUGACCUCCGCUCAGGGCCUGUGUAAUAGGUGGAACGCUGGCGACCCUCGUGAGCGACUACCGAACCCAGGUCGAUUUCGUAGCCGUGUACCUGGCCGAGGCCCACGCUGAAGGAGCGUGGGAGAUGGGCCACAACAUCAGCUACAUCAAGGAUCACACAUCACUUCAGGAGAGGAUCGAAGCAGCUAAAGACUUACUCAAGGUCGACGCCACGUCACACAACUGCCUGACUGAUGAUGUCACAGACACUUCCAAGUUCCGGUUGGUGGUGGAUAAGAUGGACAGCCUCUUCACCAGAAUGUUCAGGGUACACCCCGAUCGGGUCAUAUUCAUCCGCGAUGGCAAGAUGGUGUACAUCGGGAACUCUAUCCUGGGACAGAUACAGAACCCCACCUACCUGAUGACGCACGAGGCACGUGAUUGGUUAGAGGCGAAUGUUGGAUCAGCUGCUGCUGCCAAUCAGUAGAUCACGUGAUGCCAAGUACCUUACAAAAAUGUGAACUAUCAAGGACUGUCGAUUUUAGUCCAUUUAUUUAUCCUGAAAUAUCGCUAUUUUGACGACUUUAGAUCAUCGUUUCAUGAAACCGUUCACUGACAUCCCAUUGAAAUGCGUGUUUUAAGUUAACACCCGUUUCAACGGAAUGUCAGUGAACGUGUACUUAUGACGGUUUAGGUUCCACGAAACGAUGUCCAGGUUAUCAGUCAGGAAGUUUUGUUAAGUUAAGUGCGGGCCUUAAAAUGUCUGAGUAGUUAGUGACUUUGCCCCGAAGUUCGCAUAGUUAUUUUGUGUAAGAUAGAUGGAUAGGAAAGGGUGGCAUUGUUGCAUAUGACCGAUGAUUGACGCGAACAAAACUGAUGAAGUUUUCAUUGGAAAUACUGACCUGUGAAGAUGGAUGAAAAAUAUUUGUCACGGUCUAUCCGAUUGUAUGCAACAGCGCAAUCUCGAGUUAAUCUAUCUCGUUGUUUUACUACCACUAAUCAAGGCGAUUUCAUGCAAUGUGUCUCGUAUUAAAUACGUCUUUUAUGCUGUUUAUCUUUUUUUCCUUCAAUCCAAAGAAAUGUUUACAAAAUAUCUUGGGACGACCGUUGAACAAGGGUAGUGAUACUAGAAAGCGGAACCAUCAGUCUGUUAAUUGUUUGUUUAACAUUACCCUUAUUCAUGGAAGAACAAAGGGAAAUAAAAAAUAAGACUAGAUUACUUGUUUUUAGGAACGAUGCACUCGACUAUAUAUCAAAAUGAAUCAUGGCAAAAAUUAUACAAAAUAUAUUUCAACAAAACAUAUGAAAUAUGCGUACAUUUUUUGUUAAAUAAUAAGGAAUUUAUGUGUUUCCUUAUUGGAUGAAAUAUAUGAUGAAUUAUGUCGUACGGGACACAAUGUACUGUAUUGCGGAACCGUCAUUUAAUUAUUGUUGUUUUUUUUCUGAAACGAACGUUAUAUACAUGUACAUGCAUUUUCUUAAUAGCCUAUACUAUUAAAGUCUCAGAAUGAUACAAUAUUCGAA